Molecule: messenger RNA, 1434 nt
Organism: Colletotrichum truncatum
Lineage: Eukaryota; Fungi; Ascomycota; Sordariomycetes; Glomerellales; Glomerellaceae
Source: RefSeq, a predicted model, not a curated record
AUGAGUCCCUUCAAGAGUAUGGCUAACGGAGGCUUCCUUCCCACAGUCAAUAAAAACAGAAAGCCAAAGUUUGAGCUACACCUCAAGAUAUAUGACCUAAAUAACGUCCCACUGGUGUCCGGAACAUCAAUCGUGAAAUGGCACCUAUCUCAUUCCAUCAUCGCGGACCACAGGGGUCGCACUCCAAAAUGUCCUAUCUCCAAUCACAAGGUUGAAUACAACUACUCCAAGAUUGUCAGCCACAUUAGGAUCGGAAUUGACCGAAACAACAACCUGACUGAGUGCCCCAUUGAGUUUGAAGUCCUGCAGGAGUUUUCUGGUGGCGGUCAUGAUGAAAAGAUCUCGCUUGGCAAAGUCCAGAUCAAUCUCAGCGAGUAUGUCGAAGAGAGUGAGGGCCUUGCCCGUAUGAGCAGCAGCUUCGAUCGCGGCCACUCACGUAAACGUAGCAGCGGUACGGGUAGUACGAGUCCCAAAUCGACUUUUGCUCCGACGUUAGGCGAGCUAGAUGUUGAGGAUGGCAUCGUGAGGCGCUACCUCAUGCAAGAGAGCAAGAUCAACAGCACGCUGAAAAUCGGAAUCCUUAUGGUCCAGCUUGAUGGAGACAAGGGCUACUCAGCACCACCGCUCAGGACAGCGCCCGUUUUCGGCGGUAUCGCUGGCAUUAUGGCGGGCGAGCAAGUCGAACAAGAUGAUGCGGGGCAACUUCCUACCAUGGCCAAAUCCCGUGACGCCUCUGAGAUUCAAGAUAUGUACCGUCGUGCCCUUGCAGCUUCCUGGUCCUGCCAACCUGGUGAGCUCCCCGCGGAUGAAUGCAUUGAAGACAUCUUCUCCGGCGGCGACGGCUGGCGUACUGGAAGGGUCGGACGCACUGGCAAGACGGCCACUUUUGACCUCGAUAAUGGUGGUUCUCUGAGUUCUGACGAAGGCGGUAUGGGCGGCACCCUUCGCCCUUCGGACGUCCGCAAGAUGCUGCAGAAACAAGAACGACAACAGCAGCAGCAACAGCAGCAGCAACAACAACAGAAACAAGCGCAUCACCACCAUCUCAACCUUCACUUGCACCAGAACGGCGGCAGCAGCCACCGCAACCAUUCGCGCAGUAAUAGCGGCUCCAGCGACAGGAGCUUCACUACUGUCCUCACAGCCCGCGCCAAUGAUACUGCCAGCAGCACAACCGCAGGUACAAGCCACACUGGGCGACGCGGGUCGCACAGCAGACAAGGACGCAGGAACCACUCUCGUGAUGAUGACAGACGCAGUGGAAGGAACAACUACGGGCGCUCGCAGAGCCCAAGCGGGAGCAUGGCGAGCUUGGCGCCGACGAUGGGUAGCAGUGACCGUGGGCGCGAGGGGAUGAGGAGGAACCGGGAACUCGAAGAGUUUGACGUUCGGGACGAUCUUGUUGCGUGGAGGUUGCCUGGUGCAGUAUCGUGA